CAGCUCUCUGACAUUCCUCUGAUCUCUUUUCUUGCCUAAUGAAGGACUGGCUUUCACAUGACAAAUGAGUAAAAUUCUCCAGUCUCAGCUGGGAGUCUGAAAAGAUGCCACGAAAGCAGAGUUCCAGGACCCCAAAGCAGCACGUUCGCAGUAAAAGCCAAACUGAUCUCUCUGCGUGGCGAAAAGGAGGGCGAAUUGACUCUGAAAAAAGUUUGCAGAAUCAAUCUGCCAAUGAUCAGAAAUAUGAUAGCCAGGAAGGGUCUCUAAAGCAAGCUUUGAGCUACUUGGAGAAAGUUCAAGGCCGUGUUGCACUGAAGAAGAACAGUGUUCUGCAGAAACACUUGAAUGCUGUGGAAAGCACUGCCCUGACACAAGGGCUGCCCCCUGAAGGGUUUGAGAUACUGCUGAACGUGGUGCUCAGUGGCAAAUUUGCUGAUACAGUGAAUACUUGUUUGUUGAAGUGCCUGAUUCCUGCCUCAGUGAUCCCAGAAAAUUCUGUGGUUAAAGCUGUGUCUUGGCUCUGUGUCCGCAAAUGCUCAGCCAACAUCCAGCUGCUUUUUUUAAAGUGGCUGAUCACAAUGUUUGACUUCAUUGAUCACAAGGAACAACUUCGUGCCCUCUAUGGCUUCUUCUUCUUCUUCCUGCAAGAUGACAAGAUGUGCCCCUUCGUCUGUCAUGUGCUCUACCUGCUGACCAGGAAAGAAAAUGUCAAGGCUUUUCGGAUUAGGGCACUGCUUGACCUCCAAGCAAAAAUGGGAAUGCAGUCUCAUCUACAAGCUCUGCUAUCACUUUACAAACUUUACUGCCCAGAACAGGUGACCAUAACCCUUCCUGGGAAAAUGAAGACUUACUUCAAGAAUCCAGAGGGCCCAUGGAAAGCAGCAAUCGCUGCAGUAAGGCAAAGAAACCAGGGAACCUCUGCCCUGUCCCAGAGAAUGUUUUUAGGCACAUCUCAACCUCAGUCACGAAAAAGGAAAUGGAAUGCCCAGUUGGUUAUACCUGCAAGCAGUACAAACAAUUUAGGAGAGGACAGACAAAAGAACAGUGUUUGUUUGUACAGUACAAAUGAGACUUUUCCAGUGGAGCAGCUGCAGACCUUCCCUCAGCUCCUACAAAAUAUCCAUCGUCUAGAGUUUCCUUCCCGGAUGGGUUCAGUGCUAACAAACCCUUUAUUGCUUCACUACAUGAAUUGUGUGAAAGAUGAAUCUAUUUACCUGAGGCUCUACUAUUGGAUGGGCCAGAUGCUCCAGGAAGAAUGCACCUGGUGUGUGGUUGAUAACUCAUCUGAAGAAGAAUUCAAGAGCUUCCUGGAAACUAUCUACAAGUCAGAAUGUUUCUUGCAGGAGGGGUUUUCUGCCUGUGAAGAGUUCCUGUAUAAGACUCUUCCUCUCUGGGAUGGCCUCUGCUGCCGCUCAGAAGUCCUCAGUCUCCUGAGUUGGAUCUCCCUCAGCAGUUUCUCUGACAUUAAGUCAUAUAUCUAUGAUCCCCUGGCACAGCUCUUUUUCACAUCAUCUAUUUACUUUAAGUGCAGUGUUAUUGAGAGCCUGAAAGAGCUGUUGCAGAACUGGUUAAAUGAGUCUCAAAUGCAUUUGGAGUUGUCUUCUUUGAACACCCCCCUCUCUGGACAAGUGAAGACAGUGGCUGAGCUAAUUUUCUUUGUGGGAAGGAUCUCUACUGUUGCACUGCGUUUGGAAAACAAUUCCAGCUUCUUGCUGUACUUCAUUCUGGAUUUCUAUGGGACGGUGUGUGACGUGUACCUGAAGUACAAUCUGCCUAUUCUGAUAAUGCCUCCUGCUGGGGUUUUCUACCCAGCACUUCUCAGCAUGGAUUCUGUCAACUUGAACCAGCUCUGCUACAUUAUGUACAGGUAUCGAGCCAACUUGAUAGCUGCAAAAGGAAAUGAGCUGACUAAAAAGAAAAUCCUGCAGCUCGAGUUCAAUGAGCGCGCGUACCAAGAGUACAACCAGUACACAAUAGCUAUGGUGGGCUGUCUGUGGACAUCCAGUGCAUUCCAAAAGGAUACUCAUGCUCAAGGUCUUUGUAUGGAUGAUAAACUGCUGAGUAAAACUGCAGUGAAGGAAUUAAAAACCAGCUUUAACAUUGUCUAUCAUCCAGCCAUGAUGGGCUACUCUAUUGAAUUCCUGCAGCAGAUUUGUCCUGAUGAUGCCACCUUCAACUUCAAAUUAAUUAAGGGGAGGAGAUGGGACUGGUAUCUGGAAUAUCUCUACAUGCAAGGUUUGAAGGGGCUGAAGGUCUUUAUUGAGAGCAGCAUCAGUCGUGUUUCCCAGGCCACUUGCAGCAGAGCAGAGAAUGUGGAAGCAUGACCCUGGGACUCACUGGAAUUCUUCUGUCAUCUGGAGCAGACUAGCAGACUCUAAAACACUGUGUCACUAAUUCUUCCUUGCUCAGAGGAGAGAAACAGAGCAAUUACUCUUACCUGCACUUUUGUACUGACAUCUCUCUUAGGAAGGUGAAGACACAUGUUGAGGCUGGCUUGAUUCCCUAACACUGAACCCCCUGUUGGCCCUGCUAAGCUUCUCUGGUCUGAAGCUGGUGAACUCUGCUAUGUAACAUCCACAUUUUUCACCCUCAUGUUUCUCUGUUGGAGUAUCUGUUUUGAUUGGGAUACAAACAUUUUCCAUCUCAAAACUGCAGUGAGCAGUGGUGCUUCAUUUAUAAGUGAUGUUGGCCCCUGACCUGCUUUGCCUUCCUCAGCAGCAGGUAACGAGAAACAACUUAAUCAGCUUUUCAGAGGUGCUGUGUGCAUCUUGGACUGGAGCAAGGAUUUCCCAAUCCUCUGUUGAAUUCUGUGUGACUUUUAACGGACUGGCCCAAGUUCAUCCUCCUGAAAUUUCAUUUUGAGUCUUACAGAACAGUUUAUAACUUUGGUUAUAAUGAUGUUUUCGUGCAGCUGGAAAGCUUGGUGUUCAGUUGAUGAUUUAUUGAUUUAAGCACUUAUACAAUGUUGCCACCAGCUCACCAUUUUCUGUAUUGAUAAGUGCAAAUCUAGCUUUCCUUUUCGAGUUUUUAGCUCUGUAGGUGUUGUAUAUUAUUUGUGUACAUAUGUAUAAUUUAUAUUCUGUAAAAUAUUUCUGUGUCUUUUUGAAAAAACUCGUUUACAAAAUUUAUCUUCUGUCAUUUCAUUUUAAAUCUGAGUAGAAGCUGAGAGAAGCUGAACUGAAGUUUCCAAAAUUUGAAUGAACUUUAUUUUUCUGCUGUAAAACAAGGUUGUAACCACUUGAGAGUUGGGUUAGAUUAUACUGAAUUUUGCAUUGUGAAUCUGUACUUUGAUUCAGUAAAUGAAUCAGUCCUGAGAGUCACUCUGGAGCUACUCAAGAUGUUUGCUUUCUUCAUCCCCUCAAAAUCAGGCUGGUUGAGUACCACAGUCCUCAGCUCAAGUACCUCUGGUUAAUAUGUCUAAAGUAUUGCCCUUCUCGUUCAUUUGUGUUAUCCCAAGUAGUAUAAGUGCUGCUUGCUAAGUUUUGUCAAGAGAAACAGAUUUUCAAAACCCUGAUUAUAUUUUUUCAACAGCAGAAACUCCACAUAUUAAAAAUUCCUCCCAAGUGGAUAUGUUUCAAGAUGUGGCCCUAACUUAUAAUGAGUUUUAUAAUUUUUCUGCGAAGCUACCUUCAAAAAGAUGUUGGAAAUGUUAUUUCCUUUUGUGCUGCAAAGGCUGUGUACUGCAGUCACUAAGGACACCUUAACCCUUAGCUUUUGUCCUUACACCAUGCAGGUGUCUUCAGAUGCUGACCAGACUUGCACUUCCACACUGGGGUUCUGUUCAGGAACGAGGCUGGAGUGAUUCCCUCUGACAGAUUUGUGCAUGACAGCCUCAUUCAGUGGGGAAAGGAGCAUGUGCAGAACAUCUCAAAGAAGCAAUAGCCAGGGAGACAAGGCUUCCUGUUGGCUGGGUGCUGUUUGGAGUUUGUGGAAGGUGCAUUUCUGUCAGACUGGAGGUGCUGCCAGAGACUUCAUUUCACUUGUGAAAGAUGCCUGGGUUCUUAAGAGUGUGUGUGAUGUGUAAAUGUAUUUAAAGGAGCUUAUAGCAGAAUCCUUUAAGAUAUACUGAAUGUUUUACAGUUACUGGUCCCUGAGAUCAGUUUUUCCCUUGGGGUUGGUGUUUGGUUGAGGAAACAGAAUCAUGUUAUGGAAGACUUGCAGUGUCACAGGUCUUUAUUAUACCCUGCGUUGUGAAAGUAUUUAAGCAGACUUUGCAUGGUUUUGAUAUUCAAGUACACAGGCUGGGCACUUGGAGGUGCAGAACUACAGCAACAGGACUGAUAACUUGAUCUUAAUGUUAGGUGGUUGUUGUGUUGUUGUUGUUGGACAAGAUGCCUGUUUAAAAUCCAUCCCACGCAGCAAAAAUGUGCCUGGUAUUAUUGGGCACUAGAGACUACUUUUAGCCUCUUCAUGCUGUGGUAACUUUUGUC
This is a messenger RNA of Ficedula albicollis (Collared flycatcher), 4430 nucleotides long. RefSeq names its product centromere protein I (gene CENPI). Lineage: Eukaryota; Metazoa; Chordata; Aves; Passeriformes; Muscicapidae. The transcript has 20 exons. Bases 105 to 2324 code for a protein of 739 amino acids. The record is from RefSeq and is a predicted model, not a curated record. Gene Ontology annotation, cellular component: kinetochore.